AUGAACAAGAAGGCGAAAACUGUUAUGAUCGACUAUUCGAUCACAAAAAUAUCGGAGAGGAACAAAAAAAAUGCUCGAUUAGCAGCAGUGUUCGCCGCCCUCUUCAUAUUGACUCUACUCAUUUCAAUAUCAUUCAUCACAAUUGUGGCAAUCCUUUCAGAUGGUUUCUCCACUCUUAUCUCAGGCUCUGAACUUUGCUCAAAUUCGGAUGGCGAUGGAUAUGAAUCAAAAUCAUCGAAUCAUAUCAAUUACGGAUCGUAUGGAUCCGAUAAUUCAACAUGUCUCACUCCGGAUUGUAUUCGAUUGGCUGCUAACUACUUGAAUAAUAUGAAUCGAGACGCGAAUCCGUGUGAAGAUUUCUAUGAGUUUGCAUGUGGAAAAUAUGCAACCAGGAAGGUGAUUGCGGAGCAUGAGAAGAAAGUUACAGUACUCAGCGAGAUGAAAAGAGAAAUGGAUCGGCAUCUGAAACAUAUUCUCGAAAAAUCAUCACGAGAGAACGCAACACGGUCAAUGAAACUCGCCCAAAUUCACUACGAUUCUUGUAUGGACGAAUUUGCUCAAGACGAUUUGGGAGUCCAACCUCUCAUGUCUCUGAUCUCGAAUCUCGGCGGAUGGCCUCUCCUGACGAACGCUCGGUUUGAUUCGAUCGAUUUCCAAUGGGAAGUACUUGCUGGUCAUUUGGCAUUACAUGGAGUUGAUGGAAUAUUCAGAGUAUUUGUUCAUUCUUCAUUCGAUGACAGUAACAAACAUGUUCUUAUGUUCUCACCACCGAAAUUGUUUUUGGAAAAGAAGAAAUUCUAUCGAGAAGUGCCUUCAUCUAAUGUCUAUCUACAGUACUACCGUCAAUACAUUCUGUCUCUUUUGUCCCUUUUGGGAGUUGAUAUGGAAGAUGAAACAGGAGUUAUUGAGUAUCAGGUCGAUGAUAUUAUUGACUUUGAGAGAAGAAUUGCUAAUCUGACCAGAAUCGAACUUUCUCGAAACCACAGUUCCAUCAACAACAUGAUUACAUUUGGAGAUUUCAAAAAGAAAUAUGAUAAAAUCAAUUGGGAGGCAUUUUUCAAUGAAGAAAUGAGAAGUAAUCUGGGUAGAAUGCCAGAUUCUCUUCUUAUAAAUGUCGUUGAUGUGAAUUAUUUUGAUAACUUGUAUUCACUUAUCAAAUCGAAACCAUUGAGUUCGAUCAACAACUUUUUGAUGUGGUGUUUGGUGUCAAAUUAUGAUUUUUAUCUUCCUGCCAAAUAUCGAAAACCAAUGUUGGAGUUCCGUCAGAAGAUGUAUGGAGUCAGUUCGGAUGAUCCAUUAUGGGAAGUUUGUGUUGGUGAAGUCCGUGAUAAUCUCGCAAUGCCUCUCUCCACUGAAUACGCUCAUAAGUUUUUCACCCAACGAGACAAGAAAAUCGCGGAAGACAUGAUUCGUGAUUUGAAGAAAGCAAUGGAACAAACACUUUUGAAUGCGGAUUGGAUUGACGAAUCGACAAGAGAAGCGGCAUUGAUGAAAUUAGACGCAAUGGGUCAUAAAAUUGGAUUCCCUGACUCUCUUCUGAAUGAAACUGCAGUGCUUCUACCGUAUGCAGGUGUCAGAUUGACCGCUAAUCAGUUCUUUGAUAAUGCAAUUUCUUUGAAAAAAGCUGCUUACAGAGAUGCUCUAUCAAAACUUCAUCGGACCCCAUCAGUUAUUGACUGGGCGUCUCCAAUAAUUGCAGUCGAUGCUUUUCACUAUUUCACUGGAAAUGAAAUCAUUUUCCCUGCUGGAAUCCUCCAAUUCCCAAUGUUCGUUCCUGAUGCUCCUUCUUUCUCGAACUACGGUGCAAUCGGAAUGGGAAUCGGUCAUGAGAUUACUCAUGGAUAUGAUGAUUUGGGUGCGCAAUACGAUGAUAAAGGAAAUCUUCGUGGAUGGUGGCAUACUGAAACAAUGACAACAUUUCAAAAGAAAAAGCAAUGUUUCGUCGCACAGUACGGUAGUAAAAUUGAGCCUCAAACUGGAAGAAAAGUCGAUGGAAAAAUGACAAUUGGAGAGAAUAUUGCUGAUAAUGGAGGACUUCGAGUGGCCUUUCAGGCUUAUCAGUUGAAAUUAGACAGGGAAAAGGAGACAAGAAGACUUCCAGGAAUGACAGAAUUCAGUCCAAAUCAGUUAUUCUUCUUAGCUUAUGCUAAUACCUGGUGUGAAGCUCUAAAGACAUCAGCAAUCGACCAUAUUAUGGAUACAGAUGUCCACUCUCUUGGAAUGUUCCGAGUGAAUGUACCUCUUCAGAAUCUUCCCGCGUUCUCCAAGGAAUUCGAUUGUCCCAUAGGAUCUCCUAUGAAUCCUUUCGAGAAAUGCCGAAUUUGGUAG
Caenorhabditis briggsae is the source of this 2328-nucleotide messenger RNA. The record is from RefSeq and is a predicted model, not a curated record. Gene Ontology annotation, cellular component: plasma membrane. The coding region runs from base 1 to 2328 and encodes 775 amino acids. NCBI's taxonomy places the organism in Eukaryota, Metazoa, Nematoda, Chromadorea, Rhabditida, Rhabditidae. Gene Ontology annotation, biological process: protein processing. Gene Ontology annotation, molecular function: metalloendopeptidase activity. The transcript has 12 exons.